AUGGAACAAGCAAUGCGAGAGGCCGCGGCAAAGGCAGCAAACAUAACAAUGACGAGGCAAAGAUCGGUAGCGUUGGGCCAACCCCCAGGACCACCACUCAACCCACCGAGAAAGGCACCUAAUAGGAACCAAGGUCCUCCACCACCACCACCUCCCCCCCCUCCCCCCACUCUGGCUACACCAAGAACAGUAACACCCCAAGUCGAAAAUGAAAACCACCCGCCAGACGAACCGUCGACGCUAGACCAAUCAACGGGGGAUGUGGACGGGGCACCGCUAGAGGAAAACGAGCUAGAGCAACUUUUGGAAGACGCAGCGAGACUGCUACAAGGUCCAGAAAUCGCAUCAGACGAUGACGACGGAAACUCUUGGAGGCCUCCAAUACCUAAGGGGAAGGGAAAGGCGGUCGAUCAGACGAGCCCGACGACAUCGGGAGAAUCAUCUACAAGCAGCAACCCAAGUAAAGUUGAACCGGCGGAAGUCAUUGACUGGAACGCACAAGCAGACCAACUCUACGAGGAGGGAAGAUUCGCCGAAGGAGCGGCAAUCCUGAGAUACAUGAACGAGCCCGCCAGGGAGCAACCCGAGAACGCACCAGUAGCGAGCGGCAGCGGCAGAGCCGGACAGAGACCAUACAGCCUGGUAGAAGACGAACUAACCUCCAACUCCGACAGUCUGGGGAACCUGCCAUUGGCAAAACGCCCACGGGUCGAAAUCCAAACACCCCAAAGAGCCGGCAACACAACCUGUACUAACGCAACCAGACCGGAGACCUCAAACGACGCCCACAACCUACGCCAUCGCCAAUAUCGGGAACCUGAUCAGUACAAUCGUGAAGAAACAGACUAUCAAAGACCAGGACAAACCCAAGUCCAAGGCCACAACCGCCCACACCAAGAUCCCGCAACUAAUGAAACACAGAGAGAGGACGACGAAGCCGAACAAGUCAAGCUAUUGAUGGCUUCGAAGAAGGGGAGAUUAGUGCUGAAAAACGGAGAUGUGAUAGAGAACGGACGCCUGUUGAUAGCAGACGAGUCAGAAGAGAUGGAAAAAGGCUUAAACCAACUCUCACCUGUGCUGACUCACUGGCUCCAGACGUUCAAAUCUUACAUACCCUUAACGGUCUUCAAUAAAAUCUUCCUGAUUGACGACCAACAAGAGUGGAGUCGCCGGAAAGCCCCAACCGAGUCAAAGAUUGAUGACGGGAACACAUCUCUCCAAGUAUACGGGGGACACCCACCUCCAGAGGAGAUGCUGAUGCAAUUCGAAGAUUGGAUCGACAGCAUGGCAUUAUUCAUUAAAUAUGUGGCUGCAGAAGGCUGGAAAACGUUAGCUGAGAGAUUCGAAGGUCAUCGGGAAGUAGUCAUGGGAAUACGUGACAACUACGGAUGGAUGGUGGCAUUGAGGUAUUGCCGAAGAAUUCGCCAAGGGGUGAUGCGGGAAACGAUCGACAACAAGAUUCGCAAUUUCAGCAAACUUCAGUCAGCAAUCUUCGAAGAAGCAAAAGUGGUAGCCGAUUCAAUGCAAGAACGGGCGUACCGUACAAAUCCGUACGCAGCCGGGGGCCCUCUAUCUCACCUCAACCCGUUGACAGGCCUCCCACGGGCCACGCCUUCAACUUCUUCAGCAACGAAGAAGACGACCUACGAGGCCUCGGGUGCACGAUACCCCAGAUCAAGCAACACGGGUAGACAACCAGAGAGAGCAUGGAUCCCAUCACACGUCUGGCGAACAAUGUCAGCAGACGAAAAGAAAGCUUCAAGCGGGAAGGACAGAGGAGGUCCAAGCUAUCGAAAGGAGGAAGACUACGGUCGAGACCGGGAGUAUGGAAGCUACCGAGACCGGGGGAGCUAUCGUGACCGGAGAGAGAGAUACGAUAGAGACGAUAGAGGCGGCCGGAGACGCAGCCGCUCGAGAAGUCGUAGCCCGAAAGGGGGAAAAGGGAAAAGCCGAGAUAGAAAACAGUGA
Messenger RNA from Melampsora larici-populina 98AG31, 1968 nucleotides. RefSeq lists its product as uncharacterized. NCBI's taxonomy places the organism in Eukaryota, Fungi, Basidiomycota, Pucciniomycetes, Pucciniales, Melampsoraceae. The record is from RefSeq and is a predicted model, not a curated record. The coding region runs from base 1 to 1968 and encodes 655 amino acids. The transcript is spliced from 2 exons.